Molecule: messenger RNA, 1278 nt
Organism: Chiroxiphia lanceolata (lance-tailed manakin)
Lineage: Eukaryota; Metazoa; Chordata; Aves; Passeriformes; Pipridae
Gene: MYL12B
Product: myosin light chain 12B
Exons: 4
Coding region: 141-659 (172 amino acids)
Cellular component (GO): cytoplasm
Molecular function (GO): calcium ion binding
Source: RefSeq, a predicted model, not a curated record
CGUCCCCACCCGCCGCUCAGGAGCACGAUGGUUUCUCCAGGAAGAACCGGAGCAUCCGCCGCCGCCGGUGCCGCUUCCUCCCUUCCGCGUCUGUCCCGUAGCGGGUCCCCACAGCGACCACUGGGUGUACAACAGCCAACAUGUCCAGCAAAAAGGCGAAGACGAAGACCACCAAGAAGCGCCCUCAGCGCGCCACUUCCAAUGUAUUUGCGAUGUUUGACCAGUCGCAGAUUCAGGAAUUCAAGGAGGCCUUCAACAUGAUCGACCAGAACAGGGAUGGCUUCAUUGACAAAGAGGACUUGCACGAUAUGCUCGCCUCCCUUGGAAAGAAUCCAACGGAUGAAUACCUAGAUGCCAUGAUGAAUGAGGCUCCAGGCCCCAUAAACUUCACGAUGUUCCUGACCAUGUUUGGUGAGAAGUUAAAUGGCACCGACCCGGAAGAUGUGAUCAGGAAUGCUUUUGCUUGCUUUGAUGAAGAAGCAACAGGGUUCAUCCAGGAAGACUACCUGCGGGAGCUGCUGACAACAAUGGGAGACAGGUUCACGGAUGAAGAGGUGGACGAGCUGUACAGAGAGGCACCCAUCGACAAAAAGGGGAAUUUCAACUACAUCGAGUUCACACGCAUCCUGAAACAUGGAGCAAAGGACAAGGAUGACUGAGCAACUGAGCAAAUCUAUGCAUACCUGCAGAUAGCUGCUUUAUUUUUCUCCAUUAAUUUUAUUUCUCAGGAUCUGUUUUUUUCUUUUUUUUUUUUCUUGUUGGGACCUUUUGCAUACAUUUUUAGCGUUCCAGCUUUUUCCUCUGUGGCUCAGGCACACCUGCACCUUUGUAAUAAGACUGGAAAUGGGCAGGGAGAGAGGAUGGCUUACAGUGAUAGAGGUUGAGGGACAAAGAUCAGGGAGUGUGGAGGCCCAGGUAAAAUGUCAGUGCUACUCAUCCUAGCUGGAUUAAAUUUACAUUUUUAAUGGUAACUUUUCAAAUAAACCACUGCUCUAUUAAGUACAUAGUUAAAAUUUUCAUGCUAGAAGUGGACUGUUUAUCUAAUGAUAUGUGUAAAUACUUUUGCAACUGUAUGCAGUCGUGUUGUUACCUAUUUUUGCCUUAAAAAUGAUGCAUAAGUCACUUAAGCAUUACUGAUGUUUGUACUUCAGCGACUGAGUACUUUGCCUGCUACUGUGAGCACACACAAUGAAGAAGAAAUUCCCAUCUUUCAAAUUUUAGUGUAUUGUAGAUUAAUCAUUCUGUCCAAGACUUGCACAUUAAACACUUUAAAUCUUA